AUGAUAAGUGCAGGCGAUGCAUUCACCUAUAAAGAUGAUACAACAAUGUUACCCCCUAGUUUAUCAAGAACAACGGAUCAAAAUCGUGACUUACAUAACACAAUAUCUAUGACAAGAAUAACUACUGAAGAAGCAAUCAGUAGUUCAGAAUCAUCAAUGGCAUCAGAAUCAUCGUUAAAGAAUACAAAAGAAAGCAUUGGCCCUGAAACGUUUUCAACAAACGGAAGAUCAACUGUAAUUAAAUGGAGGCAAAAUCCAAUGGAGGUCGAUAUCCCAUCUCCACGAAGCAUCGCCAUUACUAGAAAACAAAUAGAAAAAAUACCUCUUUCUACCCGUUUGAAUUCUAGCUAUGACGAGAAUGCCUCUGUUAAUGAUUUCAUAGAUAUUACAAAACUAUCAACCAAAAAAUUAAUAAAAAUGAUAAGUACUAUUUUGGAAAAACUUAUCAAAUCAAACGACGAACUUCGUGAACGAAAUGAAACCAGUUUGAAUGACAGAACUGACGAUGAUAAUUCCGAUGAAAGUAAAUUAGUAAGAUCUAUCAAAUCAUUUAGAGGUAAGCAUAUCCCACCGAUUAAAUUAGAACAAUAUUUUCAUCGAAUUCAGAAGUAUUGUCCCACCAACAAUUUAGUAUUAUUGGCAAUACUAAUCUAUUUUGAUAGAAUAUCAAAAGUAUUGAAUGGCUCCAAAGAGAAUGAGUCGGAUCCAAAUAUAUCCACUCACCAUCAUCUGUUGCGUAAUUAUGAUUGCAAAAUUGAAGAUAAGUUCUUGCUGGAUUCUUAUAACAUCCACCGUUUAAUUAUUUCCGCAAUCACUGUUAGUACCAAAUUUUGGAGUGAUUUCUUUUAUAGUAAUUCCAGGUAUGCUAAAGUUGGCGGAAUCUCUCUCGAUGAGAUGAAUUACUUGGAAUUACAGUUUUUACUAAUAUCUAAUUUCGAUUUAAUUAUUUCAAGUGAAGAAAUUCAAAGAUAUAGUGGGUUGCUAUCAAAAUUCUACAUUAGCAUAACCGACCUUACAGCAUCCUAG
This is a messenger RNA of Naumovozyma castellii, 1026 nucleotides long. RefSeq lists its product as uncharacterized. The transcript has a single exon. The record is from RefSeq and is a predicted model, not a curated record. Lineage: Eukaryota; Fungi; Ascomycota; Saccharomycetes; Saccharomycetales; Saccharomycetaceae. Bases 1 to 1026 code for a protein of 341 amino acids.